Molecule: messenger RNA, 1435 nt
Organism: Xiphophorus maculatus (southern platyfish)
Lineage: Eukaryota; Metazoa; Chordata; Actinopteri; Cyprinodontiformes; Poeciliidae
Product: cyclin-dependent kinase-like 1
Exons: 10
Coding region: 119-1162 (347 amino acids)
Biological process (GO): protein phosphorylation
Cellular component (GO): nucleus
Molecular function (GO): cyclin-dependent protein serine/threonine kinase activity; ATP binding
Source: RefSeq, a predicted model, not a curated record
CCUUAGUGAAGCAUUGACAAUGACGGUACAAAGACCUGUUUCUACUUUUAUCUGUAGAAAACCUUUGCUGUUUUGGAGGCUAAUUUAGAUUCUGGACAUAGUAACUUGAAAUUGCUCGAUGGAGAAAUAUGAAAAACUGGCCAAAAUUGGCGAGGGCUCCUACGGUGUGGUGUUCAAGUGCAGGCACAGAGAAACGGGCCAGAUAGUUGCCAUCAAGAAGUUUGUGGAGUCUGAAGAGGAUCCCGUCAUCAAAAAGAUUGCACAGCGAGAAACGCGUAUGCUUAAGCAGCUUAAACAUGUGAAUUUGGUCAACCUGUUGGAAGUCUUCAGGAGAAAAAGACGGCUGCAUUUGGUGUUUGAGUUCUGUGAACAGACGGUCCUCAAUGAGCUGGACAAACACCCCCAAGGGGUCCCGGAGGCUCAGCUGAAAAGCAUCGUGUGGCAGACUCUGCAAGCUGUGAACUUCUGUCACAAACACAAUUGCAUCCACCGUGAUGUAAAGCCAGAGAACAUCCUCCUCACUAAAAGUGGCGUCAUCAAGCUGUGUGACUUUGGCUUCGCCCGCAUUCUGACGGGACCAGAGGAUGACUACACAGACUACGUGGCGACCCGCUGGUACCGGGCCCCGGAGCUGCUGGUUGGGGACACUCAGUAUGGACCCCCUGUGGAUGUUUGGGCUGUUGGAUGCGUCUUUGCAGAGCUUCUAAGCGGGAAUCCUCUCUGGCCCGGGAAGUCUGAUGUGGACCAGCUGUAUCUCAUCCGAAAAACUCUCGGUGACUUGAUCCCUCACCACCAACAGAUUUUCCGUUCCAAUGUUUUCUUUUCUGGAGUCAGUAUUCCUGAACCCGACACAACGGAACCGUUGGAAAGGCGAUUCUAUGGCGCGCCUCUCCAAGCUCUCAUGGUCAUGAAGUCCUGCCUGGUGAUGGACCCGUCCCUGCGGCUGUCCUGUGAGGAGCUGCUGGAGCUGCCAUACUUUCAGGGUGAGGGCGGGGCCAACUGGGGCCGUGAAGUGGAGCGCCCUGGGAGAAGACAUGACAAAGCGUCCCGGCGCAGACAAGCUGGGGUCCAGUAUUUUCCUCAGUUACCUAACAGUAACGUCUCACCGGCCCCAGAUGUCAAGAAACUAGUAAAACAUAAAUAUCACCUGCCCAACAUUUAAAAUAAAACAUCCACAACUUUAUCUUCAGCCGUUUAUAAACUGAUACUCCGUGUUCCUGUUUUCUGCUGCAUCCUGGCAGGUUCACGUAAAACAUUGUUCUUAUUGUUCUGAGUCUUUUACUCUAGAAAAAUGUGAGACUUUGUAUUGUUAAUCAAGAACACAUAGAAUAUGAAGCAGUACAGAAUGAUGUGAACUACAUGUUUAACUUGUUGCUGACCUGUUGAAGUCUUGAUUAAGGUUAAAUAAAACCUGCCAUGACAGCUGAUCCUCUAA